AUGAAAAAUGUGGAUGAUGAAUUUAAGGCUGAAGAUGCAAGAGGUGACUGCAUGUACGUAUCUUCCACUCGUAGAUCUACGGUUGUAGAAAGUAUUAUGAAUGGAAUUUAUAAUUUGGUAAGUAAGAAUAGCGAUAUUAAGAAUAAGUUAUCUGAAAUAAGUCCAAUGCUUUCAUGUAAUGUGGAAGAGGGGGAACGGAAAGGAAAGAAUAUACAGAGUGGACAUUAUGGUUAUGAGGGCGAAUUUGGCAAUAAAGUCCAAAUUCAUUUUAAGGAGUUCGAAUAUGUGGAAAGAGCAGUUCCAGAGUUGAAAGAAAGUAUAGAGGCAAGAAUAAAAAGGGAGCAGGAAAAGAGAAGAGCACAGCAGCCCGUGUUUCUCAAUCCCGUCACCACCGUUCAACACGCCGCCAGCGCACCAACUGUCCCGGGACAUUCUGCAGGAAAACAGGGAUCACCUGGCCCCCCGGCAGAAUCGACGAAAACAAAGUUACAGGAUAAUAAUGGACAAAAUACCGAAACCGCGCAUGCCACACCCGCUUCCAAGCCCGAUUCUGAACCUGCCAAAUCGGUCGUGACGAAACUGGCAAACACGAAGCCUGUUGAAAAUUCGGUGGGAACUACUACAGAGGUCAAAGGCAACUUGGGUAAUGGAAAUGGUAAGGGAGAGCAUGGUAGGGAUGGUAAGAAAGCGGAAGGAGCCCAAAAUCAAGGGAAGAAAGCCGAAGGAUCCCAAAAUCAAGGAAAGAAAACUGAAGGAGCCGAAAGUCAAACAAAGAAAGGGGAAGUGGGCCCCGGUGACAAGGGCCAACAGAAAGAUAGUAAGGGCGAUGUUGCCGCCGUUUCUGGCUCACAGGGACAAGAUGUGGUGAAGCCGGCGGUAAGGGACAACCGGGUGCGGCAGAUACCAAGGGUUCCGGACAACUUUCCAUUGCUGAUCGAAUUCCUGCCGUUGGUGCUGGUGGACAAGGUAGUGGUGGUGUUGUCCUCGGCGUGGAUACCAGUUCCGGUCUUGCUUCAGGUAAUGAGCAAGGAAGUGUCGCCGGUGGUCCCGUCGAUCCCUCACAACCUCCCACUGCUGUUGUCCCUGGUGGGGGUGCUACUGGGGAACAAGGUAAAGCUGCACUAUAGUAACGCUCGAUCCGAACUCUUCCGGGAGUACCCAAAUUACGAAGGCGCCAUCGGGAAGUGA
Molecule: messenger RNA, 1188 nt
Organism: Plasmodium cynomolgi strain B
Lineage: Eukaryota; Apicomplexa; Aconoidasida; Haemosporida; Plasmodiidae
Exons: 3
Coding region: 1-1188 (395 amino acids)
Source: RefSeq, a predicted model, not a curated record